Perca flavescens (yellow perch) is the source of this 3015-nucleotide messenger RNA. It is a transcript of the gene irf3, whose product is annotated as interferon regulatory factor 3. NCBI's taxonomy places the organism in Eukaryota, Metazoa, Chordata, Actinopteri, Perciformes, Percidae. Bases 197 to 1582 code for a protein of 461 amino acids. Gene Ontology annotation, biological process: immune system process; regulation of transcription by RNA polymerase II. The record is from RefSeq and is a predicted model, not a curated record. Gene Ontology annotation, molecular function: DNA-binding transcription factor activity, RNA polymerase II-specific; RNA polymerase II cis-regulatory region sequence-specific DNA binding; protein binding. Gene Ontology annotation, cellular component: nucleus. The transcript is spliced from 11 exons.
AGUUUCCCGAGAAACCGAGAAAUCCCUGAGAACAGAAAGCGGCCGGUCUCCUCGCCGUAUUUAAGGAAUUGGCAGCUGGGAUUGAAUUACACCCACCUUCAGUUCUUCGUUACAGCCAUCAUCCUCCAGCAUAUUUCUGACUUUUCUUCCCCCUGAAAACGACUUCACUUAAACUCAACACGCACCGGCUAAAGAAAUGUCUCAUUCUAAGCCACUGCUCAUCCCGUGGCUGCGGAACAAGAUUGACAGCGGAAGGUAUCCCGGUGUCCACUGGACAAACCCGGAGCAGACAGAGUUCGCCAUCCCAUGGAAACAUGCUUUAAGACAGGACUCCUCCGACACAGACAUCCUCAUCUUUAAGGCCUGGGCAGAGGUGAGCAAUGGCCGGGCUCAUGGAGAACCCUCAGUCUGGAAGAGGAACUUCCGCAGCGCCCUCCGAGCCAAAGGCUUCAAAAUGGUCUCUGACAACAAGAACGACGCUGCUAACCCCCAUAAAGUGUUUUGCUGGCCGGCUGAGUCACCAUCAGGAGCUACCUCUUCUGCUGGAUCCCAGGACCAAGAUGACCCUGAUUUGUUUGAGGAUUAUCCCCUUCCUACACAAGACAGCCAGGCCAUCCCAAGCUUUGAUGACCAUCUCUAUCUCCCAGAAGACACUGUGUUUUUACAAUCCUCUGCCAGCCAUGAUAUUCUCCAGGAGUGUCUAAUGGGACUGAACAUUGGCCCUGAAACAGAGGGCUUUGAGCCUCCUGCUGAGCAACAACAGCUCCAAAACCCAGCUGUGAUUGGUGGACACGUGUUGCCUGAGCAACAGCAGUAUCCAGUAAUGUUUGAGGGUUCAGUCGGUGAAGCUGGGUUGCCUGAGCAACCGGCACGUCCAAUGGAGGGAGCCAUGGGAGGGGCCUAUGAUGAGCAUCUGGCAGAGCAGUUCCUACAUACAAUGACCCAGACCAGUUUUGGAGAUAAUUUCAAGACUCAAUUCAGGAUAUUAGUGUACUACAGAGGGGUGAUGGUGUCCGAGCAGGAGGUUCAGAAUGAAGUUGGAAUCCGCUUAGUCUACAGGCCCGAACUCAAGGGGACAGUUUUGGAUCACGAGUCAGGCCUGUCCCUGGUCUCUCUGCCAAGCCCUGGACUCAUGCUGGAUCGUACCCAAGCCAAUCUGACCCAACGCAUCCUGGACAAGCUGGGCGAUGGUUUAGACGUGGGGGUGUCAGGCCAUGUGGUCUACGGCCAGCGACGGGGCGAAAUCAAAGCAUUUUGGAGCUUCUCCAAGUUUGACAGGAGCAGGCAGCCGCAAGAGAUUUCUAAACUGGAGCCUCAACCAAUAUACCUCUUCAAGGACUUUGUGCGAGGCAUUUUGGACUUCAUUGAGGGGGGAAAGGGCCCUCCCUGCUCCCUGUUCUUCUGCCUCGGUGAGAAGUGGCCUGACUCAGACAACAGGCCUUGGGAGAAGAAACUCAUCACAGUGGAGGUGGUCCUGACUUCAAUGGAGCUACUGAAGAAUAUGGCGGUUGCAGGCGGCGCCUCCUCCCUGCAGUCUGUGGAGCUGCAGAUGUCCCUCGAAGAGAUGAUGGAGAUGUACUGACACACUUUGCUUAGCCUGAAGAAAGUAAUUGUUUACACUUUUUUGUAAUCUUAACCUUGACAAGAACAUUUUAUUUCAUUUAUUUAUUUAUUUGAUAGGGACAAUGCUCAUUGAUCAACAGACAAAUUACUUGCUGUAAACAAGCCAGUUAGCUACAAGUGCUAGUUUCCAUCUGUUGUCCCCAGCCAGGUUUUAACAGGCACCCUAAAAUACAAAAAGCAAUACAAAUACACUAUAAAUCUAAGAAAUACAGUAGCAAUGUAAUAAAUACAGCAGAAAUUUUAAAACAAUAUGAAUAUACCCGCAAACAGACAAUAUGUUUCUCACCUCAUCUAAUCCUCAGCUUAAUUACAUUCAUGGGUUUAAGUAUUUGGUGUAUGAUUACAAUUGUAAUUGUCCCUAAUCCAAGAUUUAAGAUGUUUUUUAAAAGAAAAGAGAUUAUUACAGUCCCUUAAUUCAUUGGGCAGACUAUUCCCAAAAAUUGUGGCUCUGAUAGAAAAGGUUGUGCUUCCAAUCCUACUUUUUCUAAAUUGAACUAUGCAAUCCCCUCUGGUGGUUGCUCUGGUUACUCUAUUGACCUUAUCUUUCUGUUUUAUAAACUGGCACAGUGGUGGUGGAGCAAGCCCAUGGAGUACCUUAAGACAGGCAUCUGCAAAGUUUUUAAAGUUUUCAAAGCUAAACAUGUUGUGUUUUGUAAUUAUGUGACAAUGAUGAUAGCUAUUACCCUUACGGUCCAAUGUCGUUAAUGCUUGUUUAUAAAGUGACUCCAAUGGUUGUAAUAUUGUUUUAUUGGCUUGCGACCAGCUAGUUAAACAGUAAGAAAAAUGAGCUAACCAAUGAGUGUGUGAGAAACAGCUACCACAUCCAAGGAAGACAGCAGGCGCGCAAAUUACCCACUCCUGACUCGGAGAGGUAGUGACGAAAAAUAACAAUAGAGGACUCUUUCGAAGCCCUGUAAUUGGAAUGAGUACACUUUAAAUCCUUUGACGAGGAUCAAUUGGAGGGCAAGUCUGGUGUCUAUAGAGGAAACUGAAUGAAACUAUGCAUUAAAAUACACAUAAUAUCAGUACAAAUAUACGGGUUCCACACUUUAUUAAAAUAUUAGACCAUAUUGAAACCAGUCCCUUAUUAGGAUCUACUAUCAAUUCAACUCAAACCAGUGUGACCAUAUUCCUGCUCUAUAUUAUUUGGUUUGAAUCCAAAAAAGAAGAAAUUCAAAAAAAGAGCUUUUUAUAGCCUUUCUUGAGAUAAUUUAGUUUUAGAAUGGCUGACUGGGUCUGGCUGAGAACUACACUCUGUAUUCAUGUUUUUCAAUACAUUACAUUACAUUUCAUUUAUUUUCAUUCAUUUACAACAUGUAUAUAUGCACUGUCAAACUUUAGAAAUGUGAAUUUUACAAAAGAAUAUCAAUAAAUUGAAUAAGUGGAUUGGUC